AUGGGAAGAAGAUUGUGGGGUGAGGAGCCACACAAGUUCAAACAGAUCACUGGGGCCACCGGAGCUCGUUGUGUACUCUGUCAGGGCUUCCUUUUCACGUUGGCUUCAGCAAGAGCUGUUGGCUGUUCUGUUUGUGGCCUCGUCUGUCAUGAGAAGUGUGCUCCUGGAGUUCCCAAGACUUGUCCGGGCCACUCAUCCGGACGUGUAUUUAAUUCCAGCUGUCCAACAACCCUCGGUAUUGCUACUUCUAUUACUAGCACUGGGAAUAAUCCUGUUUCUUAUCUAUCGAAUCAUCUACCGGGUCAGCCUGUUCAGCCCCAGGCACAGAUAUAUUCACGAAGCUCGAUGCAGACUGGCACUGGCCUCACCAGUCGGUCACUUUUACCGGGCCGUCUUGAACUAGUCCCAGAGGUUCCCAUGACUUUGCCUGCGUACGGAGAUUCGGUAAACGGUGUUAUGUCCACGAGGUUGGUACGGCGUGUAACACCCUCCUGGAUCGAAGUUCCAAAUGAGGCCACUUCAAUCGGGCAGACUAGAACAGCCGUAGAAAUUGAGAACGGUGAUGCCCCACCGAGGCCCCACUUAAUUGUAGCACGACAAACAGGCAUACAUAUUCCUCAAGCGUCUAGUCCAGCAUUAAAGCGAAUGGCGGAUCUUCCCUCUCCUGGAGGCGUUUGCCAGUCUUUAGUUCCAGACCUGGAUACCUGGAGCCAAGACCUGAGCAAUAUUCGGCACUCGCCUAGUAACGGGACUAAUGUUCUUCCGAUCCACUCGCGUGCUUCACCUCCUCUCCGCACCGCCUCUUCUGCAAUCGAAGUCUGCCCAACUGAUGUACUAGUUAGCCCAGUCGGCCUCUCUCCAACGCCUCUGUCCGUUGGCAUUACAUGGUCGCAAUCUGGCUUCGGGAGCCGACAAACCUCGUCACCUGUGACAACGGCACCUAGCCAUGUGAUCACCCAUUCGCCUGCCGCUGUUUUUGGCACUGAUAGGGUCCCUGGAUCGAGAUCUAAUCCUGUACCAGCAAACUUACAGUCUGUCGCGUUCUACGGUUAUUUACGAAAACAGAGUCAUCGCAGAAUGCUUCAGCAAUGGAAAAGGCGCUUUUUUGUUCUGGAUACUUGCCGACACCAGCUACGCUACUAUGACACUGAAUUGGAUGAGGUGCCUCGAGACAUUAUCGACUUACAGGAGGUGCGCUCGGUUCGUCUGGUUCGCCAAGUUCCACCUACCAAAUCUCGUUUGCCCGAUUCUCCGAUUUUUGAAGUAAUCACCUUUCUCAUUUUUUCCUCUGCUUUUAUUCUCUUUCAUAUCUCUUAA
Messenger RNA from Protopolystoma xenopodis, 1317 nucleotides. The record is from the annotation of a GenBank genome assembly. Lineage: Eukaryota; Metazoa; Platyhelminthes; Monogenea; Polystomatidea; Polystomatidae.